Molecule: messenger RNA, 7639 nt
Organism: Sus scrofa (pig)
Lineage: Eukaryota; Metazoa; Chordata; Mammalia; Artiodactyla; Suidae
Gene: CDK1
Product: cyclin dependent kinase 1
Biological process (GO): mitotic G2 DNA damage checkpoint signaling; G2/M transition of mitotic cell cycle; protein phosphorylation
Cellular component (GO): nucleus
Molecular function (GO): ATP binding; cyclin-dependent protein serine/threonine kinase activity
Source: RefSeq, a predicted model, not a curated record
UAGCUUUUCAAAGCUGGCUCUGGGAGCUUAAGGAGAGCGACGCUGACGUGGUAGCCCUGCCGCCGCUUUCGUCGCAGGAUAAUAAGCUGGGUAGAGUCGCUGGGGAUCUACCACAUCCACUGAGUAACUAUGGAAGACUAUACCAAGAUAGAGAAAAUUGGAGAAGGUACCUAUGGAGUUGUGUAUAAGGGUAGACACAAAACUACAGGUCAAGUGGUAGCCAUGAAGAAAAUCAGGCUAGAAAGUGAAGAGGAAGGUGUUCCUAGUACUGCCAUUCGAGAAAUAUCUCUAUUAAAAGAACUUCGCCAUCCAAAUAUAGUCAGUCUUCAAGAUGUGCUUAUGCAAGACUCCAGGUUAUAUCUCAUCUUUGAAUUCCUUUCUAUGGAUCUCAAGAAAUACUUGGAUUCUAUCCCUCCUGGUCAGUUCAUGGAUUCUUCACUUGUUAAGAGUUAUUUGUACCAAAUCCUGCAAGGGAUUGUGUUUUGUCACUCUCGAAGAGUUUUACACAGAGACUUAAAACCUCAAAAUCUAUUGAUUGAUGAUAAAGGAACAAUUAAACUGGCAGAUUUUGGUCUUGCCAGAGCUUUUGGGAUACCUAUUAGAGUAUAUACACAUGAGGUAGUAACACUCUGGUAUAGAUCUCCAGAAGUAUUGCUGGGGUCAGCUCGCUACUCAACUCCAGUUGAUAUUUGGAGUAUAGGUACCAUAUUUGCCGAACUAGCAACUAAGAAACCACUUUUCCACGGGGAUUCAGAAAUCGAUCAACUCUUCAGAAUUUUCAGAGCUUUGGGCACUCCCAAUAAUGAAGUGUGGCCAGAAGUGGAGUCUUUACAGGACUAUAAGAAUACAUUUCCCAAGUGGAAACCAGGAAGCCUAGCAUCCCACGUCAAAAACUUGGAUGAAAAUGGCUUGGAUCUGCUCUCGAAAAUGUUAGUCUAUGAUCCUGCCAAGCGAAUUUCUGGCAAAAUGGCACUGAAUCAUCCAUAUUUUAAUGAUUUGGACAAUCAAGUUAAGAGAAUGUAGCUUUCCCACACGUUGUAUCAAGAACAGAUAGUUGUAUUUUUACUGUUAACUCUGCUUUUGUCUUGUGUAUUUUUCUUUUCUAUGUUGUAAAACUUAAGCUUACUUCAUCUUCUGAUUUCAAAGUGUAACUUAAAAAUGUAAAUAUUGUUCUAUAUGAAUUUAAAUAUAAUUCUGUAUAUGUUUGUAGAUUCCACUGUAACAACCUAUUUGUUACUACAAUAAAACUAUAUAAAUCUAUUGUUGAUGUCAAAAUCAGGGAAAAAUUUGAGUUACCUUAAAUCAUCUCAACUCUCCGACAGUCUGGUUUUCCUGUAGUUGGAAAUACUAGAGUUCAGGAAAGUGCUAAGUUCAAAGUUCCUAAUUCUUUGAAGUAUUUUUAACUUCUGAAUGUUUAAAUUUUCUUGUCAGUUUCUUGCCGUGUGGUAACUAUAUAAACCUGCCUAAAGAUGAAUCUUUUUCUACUGGUAUUUCAAUUUGUGAUCUAAAUGUUUAGGCAUUCAGAAUGACAAAACUAUCCAGAUUUGAGAAAUGAUGCCUAAUUUAUAGAGGUUUUCAGUAACUUAUAAAACUAACAUGAGCGUAUGCCAAGUUUGCUAGGUUUUACAGUCAGAGAUCAAGGGCUGUCCACAGCUGGAAAGAACAGUUUAGAAAAUUUAUGAGCCAUCCUAUUUUUAGGUAGCUCAUGAAAGUUAUUUGUCUGAGUGAAUUCUUUUGCCUCAGGUCAGAGGUAAUAAUCAUGCAAAGGAGUUGUUUAUCUUGGCUUUCAAACCUGACUUUAAAGCUGUUUGCAAAUUUUGACAUAGUUUAUUAGCAGCCUUCUUAGAAGGUUCUAAUGUAUGAUUAUUUAGCUAAAAUCUCUAGCUUUGGGAAUUGAUUAAUAAUGCUGCUCAUUGUGGUUUUUACUUAUAAACAGCCUAAUUAUUUGUUGUAGCCAAGAGAAAUGUCUCUAAAAAUAGCGAUGUCAUUUUUCAUGUACCUCUCUCCACUGUCUGCCCAUACACUCCGUUUUUCCUCCUGGUUACCUGGGCUUGGCUGUGCAUUCCUGUGCCACUGAUCUGGUUGAUUGGCUAUGCAAUGAGUGAUCUACCUAAUCUAUGUUGUCUUAGAAGUUUUGCACUCAAGGAGAAGGUAUGCACUUUUUGCACUUUCUUUGGCAACAGGGCUUGUAAAGUGAGAGGUUUGGUGGCCUGUUCUAGGUCCUGUGGCAGAAGCCAGCCUGCAGGAAGGGAGUGCUGAGCCUCGAGAUGGAAGUUGUUGAAGGUCAUGUUGUGGAGAGAUUUCACGGUGGACUCUGGCAAAUGAAGGGUCACAGAAAAGAUUUAAUUGAGAUGGUGAAAUGGCACAUCUAGUAGAGACUGGUGUUUUCUGACCCACGAAAUACUGAAGUGGCUCUGUUUCACAGACUGCAGCCCUUUAGCAGCAGUUCAGGAUCGGCAUCAAUCACUGGCACCCCCACCCCCAACUAUCUGUGUAUUUUAUGUAACUAUUCCUUGGUACUUUUGUUUCAAUAGUAUGUAGAUGCAUUGGUGUCAUCACUGUUCAGGGCCUUGUGGAUUGGGUAGCGGCCUUGUGCCUCCUCAUUGCACUCUGCCUGAAAAGUCUGUAAUUCAUCAAUUUAGAACCUACUUGGUAGACCAGGGAACUGAGAUGGUAGAACACUGCCAUCAGUUGCUACGACAAGUGACCUAUUUUUUGUCCUGCACCACCCAUCUGUAAAGUCCUACGUGAAGUGUACGUCAUCCUGGGUGACUGGGUGAAAAGCUACUGAACUGGGUCCUCGUCUGGUACAUAUUUUUAAAUAGGCUUGUGCUGUGGUGAUGGUGCUGCUGAUUAAUUUUAAAACGGAGCUUGUCUCUGGGCCACUAGGUCUUAAAUCUGUGGUGUGCUAGAAAUACCUGAGCCCAACUCUGGUCUCACCCUGAACAAUUCUGAAAUUGAAAAUUGGAAAAUGUGUUUUCAAAAAAAGUUCCCCAAGAUGGUUCUAAUGCUGCCAAUUAUCACCAUUUGGUGGUGAAUUUAAUGACUUUGGACCUAUGUCUAGUUUCACUUGUCUUAAAACUUGAUGUUAUCUUACAUUAACUUGUUCUAUUUCUCUUUCAGGCUGUACUCUUUAGUGAGGGGAGAGGGUUGUGUAUUUUAUCACCAAUAGAAAACUUCCAUUUACUUGAGCAUAGCACUGUAACAAUUGCUCUAAUUGCUCUCUCUCUCUCUCUCUUUUUUUUUUUUUUGGCCCUCCCUGAGGCAUGUAGAAAUUCCUGGGCCAGGGAUCAAAGCUGUGCCACAGCAGCAAUCUGAGCUACAGCAGUGACAAUACCAAAUCCUUAACCUGCUAAGCUUACCAGGGAACUCCUCAAUUGCUCCAUCUUAUCGCUGUCCCUAGUCUUCAGAGAAGGGUUUUGUUUGUUUAAUUAAAAAUAUUUAGGCUGUAAUGAUGCAAAAAUUUAAUAUGUAUAGUAAAAUCUUGCUAAUUUAUAUAUAUGGCAUAUAUGAGUUCAUGAAAAAAAUGAUGUGUUCUCGAGUUAAUAAAAGAUCUUUGGGGAACUUGGGUAAUAUACUGAAAUUUUAAUUAGUAAAAUAAUUUUUAAAGUACCUAAGGAGACUUGAGUUCUAGGGUGUCUAGGUGGGACACCUUGUACAUUAGUACCUUUAGCAGUUCAUAAUAGGUCAACCUCAGUCCCACCUCUGUUUAAAUAUCUGCUGAAUUAAAACUAGAGUCAGUGAGGUUCACAGGAUCAUUUGCAUUUCAUGAGUGGAGUAGAGACAACUAGAGAUGUUUGGACUGUGACGUUAAAAGAGUAGUGGGUGUUUAAAUAGGUCUGGGACAAGAUCUUUUUUUAAAUUACUCAAUGAAUUUUAUGACAUUUAUAGUUAAACAUGUCAUGGCUCAGUGGAAACGCAUCUGACUAGUAUCCAUGAGGAUGCAGGUUCCAUCCCUGACCUCUCUCAGUGAAUUAAGGAUCUGGCUUUGCCAUGAGCUAUGGUGUAGGUCACAGAACAGCUCAGAUCCUGCAUUGCUGUGGCCGUGGUAUAGGACAGCAACUGCAGCUCUGAUUCAACCCUUAGCCUGGGAACCUCUAUAUGCGCAGGUGUGGCCCUAAAAAGACAAAAUACGAAAAAAAAAUGAAGUUUCUAAGAUGUCUUAAAAGCUUCAGAAAAAAUGUGCAGAGGAUGAAGGCUCUGUUGAGGAGGACAAAGGGUAUCAAUAAUACCAGCAUUCCUUAGAAUGCUGAAGAUCUGGUUUUCCAAGUUGAAUUAGGAUCUUGUUAAGAGAUUUCUGGUCCAUUCCCAGAGUUUGAUUAAGUAGGCCUUGCAUAGCCAUGAAUAUACUUUCUUAGGUUUCCAAGUAAUGAUGCUGAUAGUCCAGAGACCACACUUGGAGAAUCACUGUGUAGCUCUCAGAAGUGGAGAUUCUAGACAAUAGAAGAAGCUCAGCUAUUUGGUCAGCUUGUCAGGGGAAGUACAGAGAUGCAAAAGGAGAGACUGAGCUAAGGCCAGGCAUGCAUCUAGAGGGUGAAGUGAAACUCAAUCUUAAAUUGUCAUUGUUGGGAAAAAACAAUGAUAUAAAGAUCCCAGUUUUAGAGCUGGAUUAGGCUUGGUUCCUAUUUCUGCCAUUUCUGUCUAUAGCUUUGAGCAAGUCAUUCAGUGUCUUUAUUAUACCAUGGAGAUAAUAAUUAGGAUUUAAUAUUUAUAUAAAUGUAGAAAUACAUAAUCGGGAUUUUUGCGAGAGAUGUAGGUUGUGAUGCAUUCUGCAUGUACAAUGUAUAGGACGUGCCCUCUCUUUGUUGGGAUGCCCUAAAUGUUUUUUUCAAUACAUUACAAAUACUGAUUGGGCAGUAAGGGCAAUUUUCUACCGUAGCAAUGAGUGCUUACAUCUUAAAAUGGCAACACAUGGUGCAUUCUUUGCAGAAUAUGGGUAAUGUUCCUGGCACGUGGUAAUAUCCUUUCUCCUUUGAACUCUCAGCACUUUUUUUUCAUAAUACCUCUUCUAGCAGUUUUAUUUUCUCUCUUACUAAAGUCUAAGUCCAUUGAGUUCAUGUCAUGUUCUUUUGAUCCUCCAGUCUUCAGUUGAGUGCUUCAGCAUAAGACACCAUCACAGUCCUUCAGUGUUGUUCAAAGGUUGUGGCACUUCCCCUUCAGUAAUAACUGAAUAUCUAUAGUGAGCAGCCCUAUGCUUUACAUACUUUUCCAGUUCUUUCCAGCAACCACGCAAGGGAGCAGUCACCUUCUUAUAGAUGUCGAAACUAAGAUUCACGGAGCUUAAGUAACUUGCCAAAGGUCACAAGGCCGGUGAACGCCGGAGCAAGCAUCUGGGGGGCUUUCUGACUUCACCCUGUACUCCUUCCAUGGAACCAGGUUGGUUCCCAAGAUAAAACCAUAAAGGGAAUUGUGUAUUUAGUUUCAAAGCUUAAGGAAGAACUGAAGAAGACAGGCAAAUACUAAAGCCAGUGCAGUCCAGAAGCCAAGGAACACCAAGCUCAGAGUUGUUCAGACCAGCCCCCAGGCCUUCAGACCCUUCAGCACCCAAGCUUCUGACGGAGACUCUACCUCAAGGUGGACAGGACCAAAGGGUUUUCUUUUCCCUUUUUAGGUAGCAAUGUCCCCCUUUAUCAUAUUGCAUGUGGUCCUCUUGGGGCUCUUAAUUCCAGUUCCUUGUUCUUCAGGGUGACCCAGAUUGGACUGUCUCAGUAUACCACAGCCCAUCAGCAGUAAUUGGUCCAAGGGGUGGGCAAAUGACCUAAAACAAGACCCAGGAGAGUCCUUGCUAUAGAGACCUUGAGAAGAUGAAGUCUUUCUGCUGAUAGUGCUCUACUGGGACGACAUGGCUGAAGCUGAGAAAGUGAUAAAGGUUCCAGGGAGCUUCAUAACCCAGUUCUAACCCCAGUUCUGGUCCUACUGAGGCCCUGGUUCUGGCAGUGCUGCCUUAAGGUUUGUGAGCUACCCAGAACCCCUUGUAGGUGUAGGAGUUGUGGGGUUUUGUCUUCAUUUUUGCUUAAUUAAUCUGGUUUGAGUCGGAGUUCUGUCAUUUAAACCUCAAAGAGCCACAGCCUCAGUACCAAGAUAACAGUUGGAUAAAUAAUUUUAAAGGAAUCCUCAAUUUAGGUACUCUUGUGUUUGUAAAUCCUUAAAUAGCUUCCUUUAAGAGCUCUUUAUUGCUCAUUAUCAUCGUUUUUAUAAGAGCAUCUAGUAUUGGUUGUAUACAACAGUAGUGAUAAAAAUGUAGGCCUAUUGACCUUUCAAAGAACCUACAAACUUUGGAGGAAUGUUUAUAUAUGUGUACCUAUACUUUAUACCAGUCAGGAGUAGAAAUCUGUAAAAAUAACUUCUGCUAUGCAUUCAUUCCUUCCCUUAACACAGGCGUUCAAGUCCCUACUGUACUUUUCUGUUAAGGAAGUAAUGCAAUAACAAAAGCAGAAUGUAUUUGGAUAAUUUAUUUCCUAAUGAGUAUUAGUCAUUUUUUUAUAUUUGUAAUGAGCUUUAUAGUAAUUAAGUAGCAUAUGCUAUUUCAAUAGACAAGCUUCCUAUACUAUAAAAAUGCCCUUAGCUGUAAGACUGCAAGAAUAAUUAUACUGUAACACAUACUUUAUAAUAUGGACAGAAAGAAUACAUUCCUAACAGAACAUAGCCAUUGUUUCAAUGGUUCUGGUAUCAUGACAAACAUAUUUAUGUGAAAGAAAAUAUAAAUUCUUCACAAACUGUGUUCACUGCUUCAAAGAUCCAAAUGGGAAGCAGAACAUUUGCUUCAUCUUAAAUCUUGCUAGAAUUUGAACAUAGUUUUAGAAAUGCCUUUUGGCUUCUUGUUUGAAUUACUUCUCAUGCACAAGCUCUAAUGGAAAAUGGUUCAGGACAUAAAAAGAUUGCAAUUUCCCAGGUGAGCGCAAAACAUUUCAGACCAGUCAGCAUCAAUCUGAAGCUGCAUGGUCUGGAUGACAAAUGAAAUGUUAUUUACAUGUUGGGACUGCUUAAUCACCCAUGCUAGUAUUAGUUUAUAUAGGCCUAAAGAGCAAGCAGCUCACCUCAACUUUUGGCCUUUGCUCUGUGACCCACCCACUUGCAACAAAUCUCAUUUCCAAGUUAGUGAAAUGGAAUUUUAGAAUUGAAUGGGAUCUUGAACAUCAUUCGGUUCAAUCCUUAUUUUCCCAAGGAGGAACCUGCAGAUUUCAGCAACAGAGUGAGAAAUAGAACCUAGAUUGUCUGACUUCCAGUUUAAAGCAAUUUGUUCUGUUUUAGCUUGGUUCUGACAGUGAAGUUGGGAAUCAGUAAUGGAGUCAAGAAAUGGAUGUAACACAGAUGCUACAGGUAUUUUUAAAUAGUUAGUAUUCUUUAAAAAAAAAACCAAAGCUAACUUUAUCUGACUUCAAUUUAAUUCCGUAUCAGAUAAUAAACAUGGUGAUGUUAGUAUUACAUAUUCGUUACAUUUUCAUUACAUAUUUGCUUAUGUAUAAUAAAGGAAAAAGGGCCAAGAGCUCAACCUUAUCUUUUAGCCUUUUUCAGGAGAAAUAUCUCAUGUGUUACCAUGUUUGGAAUAGUCCCUAGUGUGGCCAAAAAGCAAGGAAUAAACAGCAAUUCAAUGUGGCUAAUGGCAAAAAAAAUAAAGGAAUUAUUCCCAAACAGAAAA